AUGCCCCGAAUUUUGGCCAAAGUUGAGGGUAAAGGAAAUGGAAUUAAAACUGUCAUCGUUAACAUGGCAGAAGUUGCAAAGGCAUUAAAUCGCCCAGCAACAUAUCCAACAAAAUAUUUUGGAUGUGAACUUGGAGCUCAAACUCAGUUUGAUCAUAAAAAUGAGCGUUUUAUCGUCAAUGGAUCGCAUGAUGCAACUAAAUUGCAAGACUUGCUUGAUGGAUUCAUUCGAAAGUAUGUCUUGUGUCCAGAAUGUGACAAUCCUGAAACGGACUUAACUGUUGUCGCUAAAAAGGAAAUAAUUUCGCAAAGUUGUAAGGCUUGCGGUUAUCAUGGAUUGAUAAAAGUUCAGCAUAAAGUAAAUACUUUUAUUUUGAAAAAUCCACCAACACAAAAUCCAGCUCAGCAAGGUGCAUCCUUGACUGAAGGUAAGCGCUCUAAACGCUCCAAGAAGGCUGAUGGCAGUGAUUCUCAAAAUACUAAUGGCGAUCAAUCAAAGGAUUCUGAUGAUUUUAAUAACAGUAAAGUCUCGGGAAAUAACGAUGACGAUGAUGAUGAUGCUCAGUGGGCAACAGAAGUAAGUGAAGAGGCAGUACGUGCUCGUAUGCAGGAUUUGUCAGAAGGUGCAAAGAAUAUCACCAUUUCUGAGGAUACUGAAAAGACCGAAAAGCAACGUAUGGACAUAUUUUAUGAGUAUGUCAAGAAACGACGUGAUGCUGGCGAUUUGGAUAAUAUUCAAAUGCAUAAGGAAGUGCAUAAUGAAGCUAAACGCUUGGAAGUUAAUCAAAAAGCUCCAUUAAUUCUUGCCGAAUUGCUUUUCUCUGCUAAUUUAGUCAGUGACAUUAAAAAGCAUCGUGGCUUAUUGUUGCGUUUCACUCACGAAGAUGAAAAAGCCCAGAAAUAUUUAUUGGGUGGUGUUGAGCAAGUUAUUGCAUUGCAUGCUGCAAAGCUCAUGGAUAAAGUUGCAAUUAUAUUAAAAUUAUUUUACGAUACAGACUUAUUGGAUGAGAAAAUCAUUUUGGAUUGGGCAUCUAAAGUUAGCAAGAAAUAUGUAUCAAAGGAAGUUGCAGCACAGAUUCAUGAUAAGGCAGCACCAUUCAUUAAAUGGUUGAAAGAAGCUGAAGAGGAAUCUGAAGAUUCUGAAGACGAUGAUGAUAUUGUUGGAUUCGAUGAUCGUGCUAAAAUGGAUUUAUUAAAGAACAACGUUGUUAAACCGACAACUAAGCCUGUAGUUCAGGACGAUGAUGAUGGAGAAGAGCUUGACAUUGAUGAUAUUUAA
Messenger RNA from Chironomus riparius, 1278 nucleotides. NCBI's taxonomy places the organism in Eukaryota, Metazoa, Arthropoda, Insecta, Diptera, Chironomidae. The record is from the annotation of a GenBank genome assembly.